Messenger RNA from Schistocerca piceifrons (Central American locust), 1200 nucleotides. RefSeq lists its product as uncharacterized. Bases 74 to 532 code for a protein of 152 amino acids. Gene Ontology annotation, biological process: regulation of synaptic transmission, cholinergic; sleep; positive regulation of voltage-gated potassium channel activity. The transcript has 3 exons. The record is from RefSeq and is a predicted model, not a curated record. NCBI's taxonomy places the organism in Eukaryota, Metazoa, Arthropoda, Insecta, Orthoptera, Acrididae.
GAGGGGCACUAGCUUGUGGGAGCUAUUCGCGUACACACUUGUUAGACUGAGGGGACGCUCGUAAAGUUUCGACAUGGCUCAUAGCAACGCUGUUCUCCGCCUGUCUGCUGUGCUGUUGUUAGUCACCGCCAUCGUACGCCCAGGAGAUGGACUACAAUGUUACAAGUGCACCUCUGACAGUGAUCCAAAAUGUGAGACCAAUCCACAGGAGACUGAGAACUGUGAUGAUUUACCUGACUUUAGCAAAAUUACAGGGGGCCUGCUUGAAGUGAAACCUGCCUGUUUAAAGGCCAUUGUUCGAGAUAAUGAACAUGGUGGCAAGCAGAUAGUGGUGCGAAGCUGCAUAGUAGACACAUCUUUGAUGAAGACCUGUGACAUUGCUGAAAAAAUGAAUCUACCAUCAAAUGCUGAAGUUACAUUUUGUGAUAGUUGCCAAGAUGAUCUCUGCAACAAUGGCAACCACCUUGCUGUCUCUUUCCUGGCAUUGUUGCUUCCUUGCAUUAUUACUCUCAUCCUUUCACCCAUUCAUUAAAAUGAUGUUGCUUGCACCACACACACUACAUAAUUAUCUUAGUUUAUACUUCAGACAAAUAUAAUAUGUCUGAAAUACAUGUUUAUAGCUGUACAGUCCUUUAAAUGUAGACUAAAGCAACUAUGUGAUGUUCAGUGUGAAGUGACCUUGUGAAGAAAGUCCUUAUGAAAAUCAAUUAUUAAUAUGUCAACUGACAAAUCUGCAAGAAACUGCUGUAUGGUUGUUUCUUAGUAAUAUAUUUACAUAGUAUUAUUACGUGUUUCUGUUCAUAUUCGUCCUGUAGAUACUACUGCUGACACUCCUUUCUAUCAUAACUUCUCAAUGGAGAUUCUGAUUCUUGCACCUCGCACUGAAAUAAUCCAUUGUGUAGCUAAGUGCUUAUUUGUGGAGCAUUUGUGAAUCAUUUCACUUUCAUCUAAGUUGAAUAACGAUGUAGGACAUGAUAUCUUCAUAUUUCAACAGUGCCAGUCAUUUAGAAACUUCAACACUUGGAGCACAUACUUGCAAUACAUGAAACAGUAUGUUGAUGAUUAUUACAUGUACUUACUUUUAUAUAAAUUUUUAUAAAGUGUGACAUUAAUGUAGGUUUGUGUAAGAGCAGUCUAAGUUAUGAUAUUUUAAUUGAACUUUAAGUACUGUAUUGUAAUGCUUGUGUGUAUAAAUCUGGU